AUGCGGCUCGUGGGCCGCUUCAGAAGGAGGGAAGAGAAGAACGGUGAAGGGAAGACGAGCGCGUUAAAGCGAAGAUCCGAUCUCCUCCUCCGUCUGACAGCGAGGACGCGGAGCCCUCAACUUUCCUCCUCCUCCUCUAUCAUCAUCAUCAGCAUGACAAAGCUCCGGGGGGGAGCGGAGUGGCGCGGCGCGCUCAGCCCGCACAGGGAGUCCGGAGUCCGGCUACAGAUCUCAACUCUGCCGCGGUGCACCGGGACCUCCGAGGAAACUUUGCGCCCAAACUCCGGGGUCAUGGACGGCGUUUUUGCGCAACCCAGCAGGGCUAUGGGGAGUGUGUUACCACAGCUAACCGGCCCUGAAGAGAAACCUGUACCCGGAUUGAUGGACGCGCCUCGGGCUGGGACUCACGGUGCCUCCCGACUCCCCGCGGAUCAGCACGCCGGAGAGUAUGCGCCGAACGCCUGCAAGAAGAAGAACUACCAGCGCUACCCGAAACCGCCAUACUCUUACCUGGCAAUGAUCGCCAUGGUGAUCCAGAACUCACCGCAGAAGAAGCUCACUCUCUCCCAGAUCCUGAAAGAGAUCAGCACACUCUUCCCCUUCUUCAAAGGGAACUACAAAGGAUGGAGAGAUUCGGUGCGUCACAACCUGUCCUCCUACGACUGCUUCAUCAAGGUGCUGAAGGACCCGGGGAAGCCUCAGGGAAAGGGGAAUUUCUGGGCCGUGGAGGUGAGCAGGGUUCCUCUGGAGCUGCUGAAGAGGCAGAACACGGCUGUGUCCAGACAAGACGAAACCAUCUUCGCACAGGACCUGGCGCCUUACAUCCUGCAAGGGCACACUCCCGCUCCGCAAAACGAGACGCAGCCGGCCGCGCCCAGCCGUCGCCCGUCCCCCACUCCAGAAGACCUUUAUCGUCCCAAACUCGACUCGUCCUUUGCUAUCGAUUCGCUCUUGCACAGCUUUAGAUCGGCGGACGUGCUUAGGGGCAGAAGUGAUGGGUGGGGGGUGGAGCCUAAUCAUUGCUCGCCACGGCCUCGAUAUAUGUCGGCCAAUCGGAGCGCGUCGGCAAGUUCCGCCAGUCCCGCAUCAUCCUCGUCGUCGGAUGAAGACUGGAGAGGGCUGACACGAUUCGAGGCGAGGAAACGAGGGACCGAUGGAGGACCCAACGAUUAUUUCCCGCCGAGCAAAAUGGUGAAGCGCGGUGCUUCAGCACCUCCUCCUCCUCCUCCUCCUUGGGAGCUGCCAACUUCCUACGCCAAAUACACCCCUCCGAACGCUGUAGCCCCGCCCAGCAUGCGUUUCAGCACAAACCCGUUCGUCCCUCUCGGCUCCGUUCCGUUCUACAGCCAUCACAUCACGCCCAAUCACUUUGGCGCCCGUUCGUACUGGCCUCUGUUGUCCGGGGGGCGUGUUUCGCUACAAGCUCCGCCCCUUCUGAUGGACUUGGACAGUAUGUUGCAGUCGGUUCCGCCCAACAAGAGCGUGUUCGACGUGCAUACGCCACCAAACCAAUACGGACCUCCGUUUAGCAAGUAUUCCUAACGCUGCUGCUACCGAGAGAAUAUUUUUACACGGGGAAAAUGAUAACGUUUCGCUCUCCGUCCGAAGGCGGAAAUGUCCACGGUUUACUUUCACCGCGUCCGCUUGGGAUUGCUUCAGGGAAAUCUGCUGAUGAAUGUAGCGCAACAAUGUCCAAAUCCUUUGCACUGACAGUUUGCACUCAUUUUAUCUUUUUUACAUUUUUUUUUUUUUUUUUUAAAUGUUCACCUCGACGUUUGAAUGUUGUGUUUUGAAAAGCGACGUGUUGCCAAAACAGCGUAUUUAUCUGAUGUUUACACGCUUUUCGUGUCACUUCUACCUCAAUUUUAUCCUGAAACAUUUUUAAAAGGAAAUCCUACUACCUACUACUUUUCUCCUUUUGUGAAUGCUAAAAUGCUACACGGCUAACCUGCGUGCUAAAUUCCACACGUGGCUGUAAUGCUACUGUGAACGGUCAUGCUAACUGAUGGUCUGAUUAGUGUUCGUCGCAUUGAUCUGAUGGAUGGUGUUGAUCACAUGGGUUACAGAUGAGAGUGUGUGUGUGUGUGUGUGUGUGUGUGUGUGUGUGUGUGUGUGUGUGUGUGUGUGUGAGAGAGACAGAGAGAGAGUCCCAACCCCCUGGUUUGAGAGAAUCUCGGUGCCGCUACAUCUGCAUGUUGAUGGCUCGUCGUUAGUCUGCAAUCUCCUGAGCUAUUCAGGGGAAACUUAUCAAAUGCAGAUAGGUGUGUGUGUGUGUGUGUGUGUGUGUGUGUGUGUGUGAGAGACAUUGUUCUUUAUUGUUAAAGGCUAUUUUAUACCAAAAAAACCCAUUCAUCCCAAUGGUUCUGUCCAUUUCUUUCCUAAUCCUCGUCCUAAUUUUUUUUUGUUGUUGUUGUUCUUGAGAUUUUAAAGGGACCCGAACCAUUUGUGCGCACAUCCUGUAUAUGGUUUAUUUUAUUCUUGUGUUAUUUUAAAUUUGGAAGUGUGUCGCAUGUUCCCCACGUUGUCCUCUUGUUUACUCCAAGUGGAACGGACUUCAGGUAGUUUUAUUUUUAAAAAUUUUAUAUAAGUUGCCGUCGUGUGGUGAAUUAAAAGUGAUGUGAGAGGAAUAAAACGCUCAGGGUGGUGCUGUUAUAGGAAAAUAAUCAUUCAUGUUUGAUCCGUUUUCCUAGAACAGCACGGCUCUGAGUAUUUAUUUCUCUAAGAGCACAGGAACUUGUCAAUGAUUUAUAAAAAAAAAUAAUUAAAAAAAAGUUUUGUUUUUUUUUAAAUGAUGACACGGUGUACUUUUUUUUUUCUUCAUUUAUGGUUACAUUGUGAAACGUGCCCAAAACAAGUUUCUGGAACCCUAUAAACCUAUAAUUUCCCCACCAGCCUCCCUUUUUUCUUCUCCGUUGUGAAAUUAAUACGACGGUGGAAUAGAAAACUAAGCGACACCUUCUGACCAAUGAGAAUCCAGAAUUCAGCAGCGCCGGGGUGAGGAAAUCAGACGUGGUCCGCUGGGGGAACUUUGUGUAGUCGAGACGGUCACGUUACAGUUUGGGAGGUGUGAGGCUCGUUGUUUAUACAGCAUGAGAUGAUGUCAGUUCAUCACUCUGAAUAGUGUAGCGUUAGCAUCUCUGUAACUCUAGAACACGAUCAAUAAUGAUUUAUCACGGAGACGUGUAGUGUCGCUAAUAACCCCCGCUGUAGUGUAGUAAAGCUGUUGUGGUGUAUGUUUAUAAUUCUACACCCUGUCCAAGGAACCCCAAAAGGCCACCAAUAAUGGCCUCUAGUCCCUAUCUAGUACACUAUUUAUUUAAUAGGCCAUCAGUGAUGGCUUCUACACCCUAACUGGUGCACUAUAUGUCCUAUAGGCCGCUAGUAAUGGCCUCUGCAUACUAUCUAGUGCACUGUGUGUCUAAUCGGCCACCAUUACUGGCUUCUACACAGUGCCUAGUCCACUAUUUAUCAAAUAACGUGCCAACAAUGGCUUCUAGUCCCUAUCUAGUGCAGUAUUUGUCCAAUAGGCCGUGAAUAAUGGCCUCUAGUCCCUAGCUAGUGCACUAUUUAUACAAUAGGCUGCCCAUAAUGGCCUCUAGUCCCUAGCUAGUGCACUAUUUAUCCAAUAUGACACCAU
Molecule: messenger RNA, 3637 nt
Organism: Ictalurus furcatus (blue catfish)
Lineage: Eukaryota; Metazoa; Chordata; Actinopteri; Siluriformes; Ictaluridae
Gene: foxh1
Product: forkhead box H1
Exons: 4
Coding region: 1-1542 (513 amino acids)
Biological process (GO): regulation of DNA-templated transcription
Molecular function (GO): DNA-binding transcription factor activity; sequence-specific DNA binding
Source: RefSeq, a predicted model, not a curated record